Molecule: messenger RNA, 5591 nt
Organism: Porites evermanni
Lineage: Eukaryota; Metazoa; Cnidaria; Anthozoa; Scleractinia; Poritidae
Source: the annotation of a GenBank genome assembly
AUGGCUGACAUGAUGAUGUUGCAUGUAACAAAAAUAUACUGAUUUAAAUAAACCCUUAUUCCUGUUACAAAACCCUCUUUUUCCAUAAUUUAAGAUAUUAAAAAUGUCCCGCCAUUCCUGUUCUCGUUUUCAGAAAUAGCCAUCGUGUCUCCAUUAUUUCUCCAACACACUGCCUAACCCUGUUAAUUUUUGGAGAAAUCAAGUAUUCCCGAGUUAUAUUCCCUGGAGGCAUUUCUCAUCCUUCGUUUAUAUACUCUGUAUUUCUUUUAACCCCUCAUGUCCAUGAGUUAUUUACAACGUUUCUUGAUAGUGCCGUUGUAUAUACAAGAUGUCAGAUCAGUGGUCGCUUUGGACGAACUGCACAACACUACGCAGCAAAGACCAAAGCACAGUGGAUGACAUGUUUAUAGAACGUUUUCAAAUACGUGUAAAUGAUUACUAACCUUAUACUCUGCCAUUGACCUUCAGGUGACCAAGGACCUCCUGGACCACCAGGUAUGGCUACAUCUACAUAAACCAAAACAAAAGAGGUCGUUCUCAGUCAUUUCUACAUGACUAUGAUCUUUGGCCAUUUACAUGGUCGCUGAGAUAUCCCAUAGCAUCCAUUUAAGCUGAAAGAAAAAUAUUAUCAAGGUUGAUUGAAAGUUUGCCUAUGAACUCCCCUCACUUUUUUCCCAUUUUUUUUUCUCCUUUUUAUUAAAGUGUCAGAAAGACCGAAGACCAAUCAGGCGCCAGCUUUAAAAUACAGUACGAGAGCCGGAUUUACGAAAUACGCCAUCUUCUUGAGGCAAGAAGGUCUAAAUUUCGUUCCCUUUUCUUUUUCUCUUUGGCAGGUUUAUCAGGCAUAGCAGUGGGAGUAAGUGUUUUACAGCAUCUAUUUUUUUUUUUCACAAAUGAUGGGCUCAGUAUUUCCUCAACAAACGAUCAACCUGAAUUCUGGAGCCUAAACAAACAGGCUGUAUUUCGUAGACAUUAAUAACAAAGCAGCAAAGAGAAAAGCGACUCGAGGUUUCCCGUUAGUUCGGACGAAAGAGGGCUUGUCCGUCCGAAAUGUCGGGAAAUCUCUACAAUUUGCUUUUCUCUUUGCUGUACUCUUUUGUUAUUUUUAAAAAAAAUUAAAAUGUGUAUGGAUUUGUCUUAGAUAAAACAAAGACCCUUUUUGAGGGCUUAUAUUCGGAGGGGCUUAUCUACGGAGGGAAAUUUGCGUCUCAAAAUCGAUUGGGCUAGCCUUAUUGUUGGAAGUAAAUUUACCGUUUUUGCUUUGUUUUACUUUGUAUUUGAGGGCAAUUUUCCAAGUACAAGCCCCUGGGGGGCUUAUAUUUGGAAGGGCGAUUUGACGGAGGGUUUUUUGCGUUACCGGCUUGGGGGGCUUAUAUUUGGAGGGGCUUAUACAUGGAGGGGAUUAUUUUCGGAAUUUUACGGGAUUUUAUUGUUCCCCUGCGAGGAGGCUUUUCAUUUGCGGGGGGAUCUUGCGAGAAGUCACGCGCGAGUGGCACACGGGCCGAAGGAGGCGUAGCCUUAGGGAUACGUCACACGAUCCUAAGGCGUGGGAGGCUAAAGAAGGCGCGGUUCUCUCAAAGGUCACUUUUCUCGCCAUUCGGAAUAAAGAGCUGGCUCGCAGGCUAUUCUCGAGUUAUCCUACAUAUUUCAUGUCAUUUCAUUUCAGUUAAGAGAUUCAGCUCAUAUUGUUGGUUAUGGCGAUCAUAUCAAUCCACCCACAGGUAGAACAAAAUGUUAGUGUUAUUAUUCUUGAUUAUUAUACAUACGUAUAACUUUACGAUCUCGCUUCUUCUUAAAAAAACAAUAAUUUUGUAACGUUUAAACGCGAUACAAACACGUGACGCGACUACAGUUUUUCUGUCAUCAAUAUGAUCACAUGAUCACUACCGAAUGUUUUGAAUGACCGAAUGUCUUUUUGGUGCUUUUUUUCUUUACUGUUCCACCUUUCACUUCUUUAGUGUUCUUUCCUUCACUACUAUUAAAUACUUUUUAAUUAAUUUGUUUUAUCAUGGGUCACGUGACUUCUUAAAGAGAGGAAGGUCUUAAAAUAUACCUGACUUAUUUUUACCUACUCAUAUAUUAACAAGAAGAAUCGUGUAAACCCUUAUGAUGUACGUUUUUUGCAAGUUAGGUCACCGGUUAACAUUGGAGAAUCAGCGCUCAAUUCACAAAUGUUUAAAGUCCUCUGUGUGUUCGUGAAACCACCGAAAUGUGUGGGGAAAAACCGCAGUUGAACUAAACCAAAACCACGCCUUGUCGAGUGGCUGUAAGGCAAGGCGACCGAGCGAAUGUACAUGAAAACGGAGUUUAGUUCCUAGCAGAAUGAAACGUUCUUGUCCUUAACCACCGGCGAUUUCGUCAUGACGUCACGUGCAAACUAGCCACAUUUUUUAUGCCGAUCAACUCUGUUACUAACAUCUCUUUGCUUCUCUUAUAGUUCAUCGCAUCACGAACUGGAGACUGGGCCACAAAACCGGGAAUAUAAGAUUCCUCAGCAACAGUUUUCUCGUGAUUGGCACUCCUGGUUACUACUUCAUAUACAGCCAACUGUUCUAUUACGCUGGGGACACGCUCUUCAUGGGUCAUUACACAUACAUCAAUGAGCAGCCUGUCAUGCGCAGUAUCAGUAGCGUUGUAAGCGAGACAAAGAAAUACAACACGAAUUACCAAGGGGCUGUUUUUCUCCUCAGUAAAGGAGACAAAAUAUCAGUGCGGAUUCCAUUCACCAAGUCCUAUUUUAUGCAAAGGGAGACCAGCUAUUUUGGUGCAUUCCUCAUAAGUCCCGUCUUAAACGGCACUGAAUCGACCACUGACAGCCCGGAUAAUUAGAGCGAUUUUCGUAUGACUCGAUAUUACCUUGAAAUGAAAACGCGCGAACAAAACAGAAACAACAAACGAACGGAAAUAGAGCGAUAUGAUUGCAUGGUUAUCGAACGGAUACAAACGUGCGUGACUUGUGGUUGGUUAAGCGAACGCUUAGGGAGAAAAAACUUCAUGCCCGAGAACUUUCUACAGAUCAAUCGAUACUUCGCUUUGACGUCAUACUGCAACACGACUUGCCAAUCGAAAAAUGCCUUCUCCAUAUUAGAGUUUUCUUUGGCGGUUUUGAUCUUUUCGUCCAUUGGCUGAUAAAACAAAUAACGAACACUUGCCGAGUAAUACCGAAACCAUUUUCCAAGGUCAUACGAAAAUCGCUCUAAAAUGGAUUUAAGAAUUCUACAGUUUUUCGCUGUUAUUGUUGUUAUUAGUCCACACGAUUUGCUAGCUAUACAAAUCAGGUUAAGGCACUGGGUUCUGUUGAAGUUCCAUACUUUCCCUCAUUUAUUCUGUUCAACAGAGGGUCUCCCCCCGCCCCCCCCUCCCCCUUCCCUUCGCCAAGUCAGUUCUGUAGAAAACGUUCAAAUUGUCCGAAGGCUGAGAGACGCUUUUACUACUGAUCCAUUAACGUCUUAGGAGCUAAAAUUUGGCUCGCCACUUCGUUAACACGAAAUCGUUCAAUAUUUUCGCACUGUUCACACGGAACUUUAGGCGGCUCGGAGACGUCUAAAUUUUCGUACGGUUAAGGUGGUUCCAUGUGCACCUGCGCCGUGUCAACGUAGCCUUUAGUUAGUGCCUCAUUCAAUAACCACCAGCCACAACCUCGUUCCCAGGGUUCUCUCCUACCCGUCUCUUUCGAGCGUGAGAGAACCCGGGCCACGAGGUUGCACUAGCUGUUCUUGACACAAACGUUUUGGAGGAUGAAAGCCUAUUAGUCUCCUUGCCUCAGUUUUCCACAGCAGAGAUUCCAACCCUCCUGUCUUGGCCGCAAACCUUCCGUUUUCGGCGAAUAUUUCCGUCCUCCACUUUGCGCAUAAUAUUCUCCGGAUUUUUAAAAGUUUUUCUAGCCAAAGAAGAUUAAUGUUUUCUUUACUUAGCCAGUCUUUUUAGCACGAUUCUUUGCCGUUUUUCUGUGGAACUCAGCCACUUUUUAUACCUUUUGGCAUCCGAGCAUGAGCCUGCGAUAAUUUUCGAUCUCAAAAUGCUGGAAAUGGCAUCUAAGAGGCACUGCACUGGCAUACCCCCGGACCCCCUAGAGGCUCGCAUCUUCAAUGCACAUGGGAGCGCUCCGCUCCUUAAAGCUUCCUUUUUUAGUGGACGGAGUUGGAAUCUCUGCCACAGUCAUCUGUCCUUAAAUAAACAAUCAUUUUUCUGUCAUUUUCCCGAAUCUUCGCAGAGCCGUUUCCAUGAGCAUUUUACUAACCGUACUGAUUCUCAAUCAGGAAAAAUCCUGUUUAUUUUCUUGUUUGGACUGAAGUCGACGACAAGUGAUCAAAUCACACCUUUUGAACGUUGGGUGUAACUUAAAGUAAAGUUUUGAUCCGUUUUACAUUGUUCUAUGUGAGUCAAAUUAGUUUGACCUGAAAAUAGAUUAUUCUGCAAGGACCGAACUGCAAUCUACUCGCUUUUUGAGCAUUCACCUCACCGAAUAUUAAUCUAACGCACUAUACUUACUGACGAAAACUCAAUGAUUCAUUCCGUACCAUUUUUGCGAAUUUUGGAUUAACCGCUCGAAUGUCCAAGGGAUUUAUAGGCUUUCGUAUGCAGAAAAUCGUGCGAAGAUAUUUUAAGCCUCUCUGAAGUUUGCUUUGGCAAACGGAAUCUAGGUCUUUAUUACCAAGUCAGUUCGUCAGUUCUUUGAUUACUUAGCGGUCAAUUUAUUUAACGAGAAAUUUGGUGCAUGACGAACCACAUAAUAGCUAUCCUAAAACAAAAUCGCCAUUUUUGCAGAAAACGAUAGUCACCCCUCAUUUUCAGAAUGUGUCAAUGAAAGAACUGUGCGCGAAAAAAAAUACCUAUGAGUAAAAAUGCACUGAACUGUUUCGAAGGCUCGCGCGGUUAUGGGUUGAUCAGUUUCCGUACGCAAAGAUUUCGAAAGAUCUUCGGAUUAAGUAUUCCGAAGUAGUCACGGAAAAAAUGGGACAAGAACUCAUUUUCGGCGUUUUUCUACUCAAGAAUUGGACAUAGUAGCUGAUUUCAGAAGAAUCUUCACUUAUAUAAAUGGGCUAUUUUCUCUGUGUUUCUUUAUACUUUGGUGUUAUCCGGUCUAGGCCUAUAUAAGAGUACGAGAUGGUAAGAGUUCAAACCUUUUGUACUCACACGAUAAGAAGCCAAACGGAUAAAAUUCUGGAAGAUGGCAAAAUUAUCACUUGUAAAUUACAAUCAAUAAUAAGGGAAAAGAAAACGAACAAUCUUUACGGGAAAAAAAAUACUUUUGAAGUUAAUUUGCAUUUUGUAGUUUUGAAGCGCACUUAAAAGUCCGAGUUUAAGUUAACUAGCAAAAGUGCUCUUAAGUUCUUGAGUGUUGUUUAGAGUAAAACUUGCUUGAUACAAAGGUGUCUUAAUUAUACUAGAGAGUAGUGCCAGGCUCUGUUUAGCAUUAAUAGCUUAGUAUCUUAUGCCCACAGGGUACGUUAAGUUAUUUAAUGUUUACCUGUUCACCAUGAUAAAAAUAAUCCAUAUUAAAAGAUGGGCUUAAUAAUUAACUAGUUUGUAUCAAACUAUAAAACUUACAUGAUUGUUGUAAAAAAGCCAGUUGUAAAUAAACUUAAACA